Molecule: messenger RNA, 8255 nt
Organism: Spirodela intermedia
Lineage: Eukaryota; Viridiplantae; Streptophyta; Magnoliopsida; Alismatales; Araceae
Source: the annotation of a GenBank genome assembly
AUGGCAGAUACAAGUCCGAGGACAGAUACCUCGACAGAUGUUGACACUGAUGCCCAUAAUCAGAAAGUGAGGCUUCUGUGAUUUUCUUAAAUCCACAUGCUAUUUGACCGUUGAUUCCUUGAGGAAAUAGGGUUUAAUGCUUCAUUUAGAACUGAUGGGGAAGAACCGUGUCAUUGGGCUGUUAAUUAUGAAUUAUAUACCUGUUUUACUUAAAUGGGAAACUUAUGGACCGAUUUGUCUUCAAUGUGUCAUUGUAUCCUUGAACAUGAUAAUACUUCUGAUGAAAUGUUUGAUCAUUUUGUGGGUCAUCUUCUUCUUCCAAUAAAUCAUGUUCCUGUGCCAUGAAUUCAUCCAACCUCUUAUAUUGUUAUCGGGUCUUUUUCAUACUUUGAUUUGGCACAGAUUUAUUGAGGAGAUCCUUGACAUUCAUUAAAAUCGUGCUCAAUUUUUUUCAUUCCUCCAAUUGAAGGGGAGAUGAGGCUGAAUCUAUGAAAAAUGACGAAUAUGUGCUUUUUUGUGUCUUAGCUUGUGUUUGGUUUUUAUCAUGUGCUGAAUGGAUAAACCUUUAGGUGUUCUUGUUCUCUUAAAGUUUUAAAGGUUAGUUUUUUAAAACUAUGUAGAGAAGGUUGAGUUGAGACUGGCUCUAACAUUCGUUCAUAUUGGGUCGUAUAUAAAUUUAAAAGUUAUAACAGUUAAUGAUUCCUCAGUCUUUUUGUUGUAGAAGAAAGAAGAGGAAAAUAUUUUAGUGAGCCCUAGCGUAUUCUGUUUUGGUUUCUGCUAGCUUAAUUUAUUUUCCUAUGGUGAAAGAAAGAAUAAAUACUUGGUAGGGCUUACUUACAGUUGUGUGAAUGUAUUUAUUUCAGUUAAAAAAUGCACAUCAUAUUCCCCACUAAUGAUCUGUUUCAAUCCUGGGUGUAAGUUGAGGAGAGGGUGAAACAUGUUAAACUGGACAACAUUACCUAUUUUUAUCCAUUCCAAAGUUGUUUAGAUUUCAUGAUGGCACAAUGUUUCUUCUACCAGUGCCUUAGAUGUCCCAUUGGUAUUUAGAUAGUUCUCCGGAUGUGAAGCCUCCUCUGUGUGCAGUAGAGAGAUAGCGGAAGUUUACAUAUGGUAAUGAUUUAGAAGCCGCUUCUGAUUGAUGCUUAUUUUUCUUGGCUGCUUAGUACGAAUCUGGGCUUCGAAAUGCGAUAGUAGCGGCUUCUGAUUCGAGUGACAGAUCCAAAGAAAAAACAGGGGAUCAAAAGGUAAUGAAUAAAUAUUGAAUUUGCUCCCCUGGUUCACUGGUGGCUCAUUUUAAAUUUUAUGUGCAUAUUACAGACCAAUAAUUCUUCUCUUGUCUAUGGUUUCUCAGAUUCUUCGUAGGCUUGCUCAGAAUCGAGAAGCUGCAAGGAAGAGUCGAUUGCGGAAAAAGGUGCUAAAUAGUCCCUUUGAUGUUUGAGUUUAUGAAUAAGCAUUUCUUUAGAUGUUAUAUACUUAGUAGAGGGGAUGGGCUCUCUAUUCCAAGGGGGCUUCCAAGAGUUGAAGAAGGUUCGGUGGCGAAAAGGUCAGAGAAAAGAGAGCGAAAGAAAUAAAAGUUGACAUUUUCAGAAAUUACGAAACCCCCAAAAGUUACAAUAAGUUACGAAACCCUAAAAGUUACUUAUUGUAACGUUUAUUUCCCUUUGAAAGAAAUACAAGUUACAAUAAGUUUGAGACCAUCAAGAUUACGAACCCAGACAAAAUUCUAGCCCACCAAGAGGAAAGUUCCGGUCCAAUGGCACAAUCAGAUACCUGGUGUAUCUUAAUCUCUUUAAGAAUUAACAGCCCACUGGGAAGAAAGCCCCUUGGAGAUCUUGCAAGUGAAGCAACCCAUGGGCAGAAAUCCUUUAGUGACCUUUUACUGAAUACUCUUAUGCUACUCCCUUACAUUUUCAGAAACAGAAAAAGUAACGAAAACUCCUGUUGAUAUCUGUGUCACUGGCAGCGAAACCCCCAAAACCCUAAUCCCGAACACGAAUGUGGAAAAUAAGAUGCGCUUAACUUGAUUAACGUCUGGGCCUGGUAUUUAUAUGAGGCCCAUUGCACAGGGGUUGAACCGGACGGUCCAGUCUGGUUUGACACUUAAGUAAUAAAGAAAAUAUUACAAUAAAGGAAAAAUAAAUAAUACAUUUUUUUUCUACAACACUCUCUCAGUCAAACCACUCCAUUUCUAAGUAUGUGAUUGGUUCCGGUCACUGGAGAUUAUCCAAAGAGAGGCACAAAGGAUGGGACAGUUUAUUAUUUUAAGCAUCUACUUUGCUCCUGACCUCUUCAUAUCUCUUUCAUUGCUGGUGGAACGUAGCUCCUAAUUCCUGUUGCUCUGGAUAGUUUCUGGAAGUUCUAACACGAGAAGAGGCAUCCUAAAAAUGUGACACAUGACAUCCUCCUUUCCUAUAAAGGCCUUAAGAAGUAUUUAUGCUACCCAAAUGACGACUUAGGUGAUUAUAUGCUGGGAUGUUAUGCCUUCAACUUUCUUUCUUCUAUUUGCUGAACUUUAUCUUAGUUGUAUUUUCUUCCUAUUCUAAUCAGUGGGUUGUGGAAUUUCACUUAGGAAGCUUCGAUUAUAGACAGAUUGCAAAUUUUACUUAAUAUUUCUCCAUGUCACUUUGUUUAUGAAGGCAUAUGUCCAACAACUGGAAAGCAGCCGCCUGAAACUCACACAACUUGAGCAGGAGCUUCAACGGGCUCGACAACAGGUAUUAUUUAUAAUCCAAUCUCCCUCCCCCUUUAGAGGCUACUUUCCUUGUAUCACUAUCUUUAACUCGACACUUUUUUCCACAGGGUAUCUUCAUUUCUAGCACAGGUGACCAAGCCCAUUCGAUGAGUGGAAAUGGUAUAUCCACUGCCUAUUACCUCGUCACUUUCUUUCAUUGUCAGAGUUUACUAAGCACAAAGUAACUUCUGAUCUAUUCAGACUCCUAGGAGUUUUCCCAGUUUCUUUAUUUUAUGUUUUUUUUCUGUCAGGAUAAGUACUUACCUAUGACGUGUAACUGUCAUGAAUUUCGUUAUUCCAACUUAUGUGCGAUCAUGGAGCCUGUUCUGUGUUCCAUUUUACUCUAUAUAUAUUUUUUAUUGACUAUGUCAGUUUAAUACGUAUCUUUACUACCGAGUUCUCUUGUUCUUUUUCUUGCCUUUACUUCUUCUCACUAAAGUGUUGAUGGUCUUACUUUAAAAUAGUUCAAAUGUUAGAUAAUUUUUUUGUACAUUGCCAAAUUACAUUUGUAAGGAUGUUCGUUUGAUUGAAGCUUGUCUAUGUGAAUUUUCUCAUCAGCCUCAUAAAACAUAGUUAUCCGAACUGCCAUAUAGCAGUUGUUCUGCAGUUAAUCAUACACAGAUUAAUGGUCCAAUGAAAUUGGUGGGGAUUAAGGAUAACUUUUAUGUUAAUCCCUUCUCACACUUAUCAUAUUGUUAGACGAGUAGAGAAGUUUUCUGAGGGAUGCUUUUCCUUAUUUCUUUCUCUGUUUCAGCUACGUGGUGAACUCUUCUGCUUGAGGUCUAUAAUAGCUGAUUAUUCCACAUUAAAGAACUAAAAGAUAUCCCCUGCAUUUUAAACAGGAAUAUGACGAUAAAGGGAUUCUUGAAGUGUUUUUUUAGCCAUGACGCUGAAAUCUUCUUAAUUAGAUCUUUAUUUAUACCCUCCCUUUUCUCAUGGUUAGAUUAACCUAGAUUUUGAAAGGGCAUUUUCGAGAUAACUCGGUUUUCGGAAAUAUAAAUAUUCCGUUUCUUAUGCCUCUAAAAUCAUGCUUCAUUUUUUUAUGGUCCUUCUGAUCUUAAAAUAUUCAUGUAAUAUGAAAUUUUUCUACAGUUUAACCUUAAUGCUCUAAUUCAUUUUUAGUCUUAUUGAAGGAGAACUAUAUCACUCUCCAUUCUAGCAGAGCCCUACAGGGAAUGAGAGCGAAGGGAGGAUAGCUUUAGUUCUAGCCUUCUCCUCUAUUUUCGCAACUCAGUCUUAUUAUUCCUUUUCUUCUCUUGAAGCACCCUACACAGUCUUGGCAACUUGUUCUCAACAGUACUCUUUUUUCUUCUCAUCUCCAUCUAGAACUAUUCUGCACACCUCACGGUCGUUUAAUGCACAAUGAAGAGAAACUAAACUGAUGUUACCAUCCUCGACGCACAGUUUUUUGUCUUUGGGCUCCUAUUCCCAUUUUCAGUUUGAUUUAUUGGUACUUUAUGAUGGAUACAUUUUUUUAGUAUGUUUCUCACUAUUGAUGUAUUUGUGUUGUACGGCCUUCUUCCGCUAAGUUGUGUGUAACGCAUGUUUCCUAUGCUUGAUAGCAAGGGAAUUUUUCCCAGUUGAACAGGUUCCUUCUACUUAAAGAUAAUAAUAGGAAACAAUGAAAUAAAUGAUUAUCCAUCGUAUAUUUAUUUUUUACACGGCGAAUCAUUUACCCAGAGUUCUUGUUCUUCGUCCAUGCCAUAAUCUUCCUUAUAUGGAUAUGUUCUAAUUGUGGGUAAUAAUCAGUACAAUAAAUAACGUCCAGUGGCUCUCCAAAAUCAGGAAACAGCCCAAAAAAACGUCAGUAUUACGGAUAAGGUCAAAACCUGUAUAGACUUCACCCGAAACUUGAUUUUCCCACUUCCGCCAACUAUGCCAAUUUCUUACUGCGUCUGUUGGAUACUAGGGCGUCAGUCUUUAACAUGUAAUGGGAUUGCAGUUAUGCAACGGGUUCUAAUCUGUGUAAAAUGAAUUGAUCAGUCCACUGAGACGAAACGGAUGAAAUAAAGGAUACUGAGCAAUCAUGAUGGAAUCCAAACAUGCGCUGUUAAUGGACAUUACCAUUUUACCACUCAGACCAUGGCAAUUAUAUGUAGGUCAUCUUUCAUAUGAACGAUGCAAUUAACAACGAUAUCUGAUAUCUCAUGUUUAGUGCUAAAUGUUUGUAUCUCUCGUCAUUCGCACUGACCUCGUCUAUCAAUCAUUUUUUAUUCAAUGCACAUUGGCCCCGCUUAAAUAUCCACAAGCGCAUUCAUUUGGCUGGACAAGGAUUUGGUUCUUCAAAGGAAUUGAAAAUGUACCCUCUCAACAAUGUGAAACUAGUGUACGCAGGGUCACAGCAUUUUUUCGAGAGGAUUCUGUGUGUCUAUGUUGAUUUUUGGCCUAGGACACAUGAAUAUCCAGUAUUCUAUGUUAUUGAAAAAAUCUCUGUAAAUGGGGACUGAAACCUUUAACUUUCUUCCUAUAUGCUUGCUCCAUCUCGUGUGCAUAGAUUUAUUAAAUUACUGAAAAAUAUUUUAAUCUUCUCUUAUACCUGUUUUAUUUGAAUCGGACUGAGUUGCUUGAUCAGACAUUUACCAGAGAUUGCUGUUCUCUUUUCUCAUGGAUCAAGGGAAACGUUUAUGAAUUUUCAGGAGCCCUGGCAUUUGAUGUAGAAUAUGCACGGUGGCUAGAGGAACAUAAUAAGAAGACCAAUGAGCUGAGAGCAGCAGUGAAUUCCCAUGCAAGUGAUAAUGACCUUCGUGGCAUUGUUGAUAGCAUCAUGGCACACUACGAUGACGUUUUUAGGAUGAAGGGUGUUGCUGCUAAAGCUGAUGUUUUCCACAUUUUGUCAGGCAUGUGGAAGACUCCCGCAGAAAGGUGUUUCUUAUGGCUGGGAGGAUUCCGUCCAUCUGAACUUCUCAAGGUCUUUAAAAUGUGCUUAUCUGUGUGCAAUAUUGUAUUUCUUAUAGAAUUUUUGGAACUUGCAAAAUAUUAAGGCCCCUAAGCAAUCAUUCGGUUGAAAAAGGAAGUGAUCAAAUUUGUUAAAUCAAAAACCCUUUUACAUGUGUCUUAAGAAUGAAGGAAGCCUUAUUUUGCUCUAAGCAAAGGAUUUCGUUUAUGACAUGAAUAAAAGUGUUCACGCAAUUUUCUCUUGGUUCUUUCUCCUAGUUAGUUGGAGUCGUUUUAGAACAGCAAGUGAUUUGCACAUUGUUUUGCUGUUUCCGGAAAUCUAUAUGAAAUAUUUCCGAAGAAGAUCCAUUAUACAAAUGGCAGUUCCUGGUUAUCCUGGUUUGGUUAGUUCACGAUUGACACUGAUUGUAUACUGGAUACUCUGGUAGAUCUAUUUAUUGUAUGUUUUAAAAUUUGAUUGCUGAUUUUUUUUUAAACACUAAUAAUCGUCCUGUGCCUUGAGGACGAAUGAAGGCUUAAUGCAUGUGGUUUACAAACAUUCGACUUUUGGGUUUCUGCAUACACCAUUCACACAAUUUUCUCCAAGCCUUGCCCCCAGAUGGAGUGCACUUGUAGAACAGCCAGUAAUGUUCAUGUUGUUUUCUUCUUUCUUGAAUUCUACAUCUGUUGUUUCUUAGGAAUCUCCAUUAUGCAAUUACCAAUUUUAAAAUCCACGAAGAAUUCGGCCUUUAAAAUACUGAAUUCAUGUCGGGUUGAAAAUUUAGGUUUUCAUUGAAUUUAUAUUAUGUUUAGUAAUUGGAUGACUUGAUUUCUUUUGUCAAGCUCUAACAAAGUUGCAUUCUGUCAAACUGGAAUGUGUGCUAUUCGACAGCUACUUAUGAAUCAUUUGGAGCCUCUGACUGAGCAGCAGAUGGUUGGCAUAUGUAAUCUGCAAGAAAACUCGCAGCAGGCAGAGGAUGCUCUUUCCCAAGGGAAGGAGGCAUUGCAGCAGUCCUUGGCUGAGACUUUGGCAUCUGGAUCCUUUGGUCCCACUGGAUCAUCAGGAGAUGUUGCUAAUUACAUGGGACAGAUGGCAAUGGCCAUGGGGAAGCUGGGAACACUGGAGAACUUUCUUCGCCAGGUACCCCUUCCUAUGACUUUUCAGAUGCUGGGCGGGUUGGGGGUUGGGGGGGGGGGGAGGGGGGAAGGAAGGGGGGGGUUUGGAGAACAUCGAAACGUCUUAUUUUCUGGCAUCAAUUUUUGUACAAAUGGUACCACUAUUGAAAUAAAGUUUCUGGCACUUUUUCCUGCGUAGAUUACGUGCUCCUAUGCUAGAGAUUUAGGAUUCCUGCUUUACGUUUGUAUGGACUAUUUAUUCGAGAAAAAGCAUUUAUUCAUUUAAAUUCUAAAAAGAGCAUCCUUGCAAGAAAAGUAGCACAUAGAAAAGGCAAUUUUUUUAUCUUUAUGUAAUCCUCAACAUGUGAUUGCUGUUAGAUUAUCGUAUAUAUAUUUUCCAAUUAUUUUAAAUAAUCAGCUGCUAUAUCGCUACAGUUUUUAGCGACCCUUGAUUUUGCUUUUAAUAUUCCGUAUACUAUGUAGGAACCUGAUACAUACUUAUAAGAAAUACUUAGAUUUUCUUUACUAUUAUUCAAUCACUUGGUUAGUCUUGACAUGCUUGAGUUAAAUGAUUGUUAGUGACAUCCAGGGUAUAGAGGGAAUAUAUAUAUAUAUAAACUGCAUUCUAGCACUGUGUAAGCGAGCAACAUAGUCAGGGCCAGGCCAUUGAACAAAUUUAAACUUCACUAGUUCUCAAUGAGUGCAUCUAGUACACAAAUCUCCUAUAAUAUUCUUAAACCAGGCUUGGAUCUUGACAAUACCUGCACCUCAAUGUUGGAAAAUUUAUUUACACUCCAUUCCUUUGCAAAGUUAGUGGUUAAUGCUGACUUUCUCCCUAUCUUUCUCUCUCGCUCCAAUCCCCCCCCCAGAUUUAUUUAUUUUUGGUCAUAUUCUGAUUUUGGUGAAAGUUUGUUAUUACGAUAUUUCUUUAAUGUCAUUUGGGCAUGUGUUGCUUUUAUUGAGUCCCAGUGCUCGGGCCGGCGUCUUCUCCUAAUCGUGGGCAAGAUUUUCAUUCCAGCUCUUCCUUUUAUAGCCUCCCUCUCCCCAGGGAAAAGACCCAAUCUCUCGGGACCCCUGAGCUCAUUCCUACCCUUAGGACAGGAGCCAAUGCCUUUUUGUUGGAAUAUUUGUUUCCGCGAGAAUUCCCACAAACCAGAGACAAUUCCAUCCGACCAAUCGAUGGGAACCACAGGCUUCAUGCGAUUAUAUCAUUUAUUGGAGUACUAAGGAUUUUGCCCCAGGAAUUCUGGAUUUUAAUCCGCCCCAAACCAACCCGUGUGAAAGAAGAAGAAUGGAAUUUUGAUGGCUGCCUUGAUUGCACCUGCGUUUGUUCCUCUUAUGGGCUGUGAACUACUGCUGAAUUAUUACUCCUUUCUGUUUCUGCCAGGCUGACAAUUUGAGACAGCAAACUAUGCAACAAAUGCAUCGUAUAUUAACUACCCGUCAAUCAGCCCGUGCCCUCCUGGCUAUCAGUGACUACUUCUCACGACUCAGAGCUCUUAGUUCUCUCUGGCUUGCCCGACCGCGCGAGUGA